Humulus lupulus (European hop) is the source of this 1555-nucleotide messenger RNA. Its product is annotated as glutamine synthetase cytosolic isozyme 1. NCBI's taxonomy places the organism in Eukaryota, Viridiplantae, Streptophyta, Magnoliopsida, Rosales, Cannabaceae. The transcript has 12 exons. The coding region runs from base 159 to 1229 and encodes 356 amino acids. Gene Ontology annotation, molecular function: glutamine synthetase activity. Gene Ontology annotation, cellular component: cytoplasm. The record is from RefSeq and is a predicted model, not a curated record.
GAAUACUUUUAUAAUUCCAACACUACUAGAGACAGAGCCGCACUAUAAAAAGAGGGGGAUAGCACCCUCUGUUUCACGACUCUGUAUUGUAUACCAUCACUGAGAGAGAGAGAUCUUCUUCUUCUUUCUGCGUGUAAGAUUUUUCAGUCUGUCUACAUAUGGCGCUACUUUCAGAUCUCGUUAACCUAAACCUUUCUGACUCCACUGAGAAGAUCAUCGCAGAGUACAUAUGGGUCGGUGGAUCCGGUAUGGACCUAAGAAGCAAAGCAAGAACUCUUGAAGGACCAGUUGAUGAUCCUUCAAAGCUACCGAAAUGGAAUUACGAUGGUUCAAGCACAGGUCAAGCUCCCGGAGAAGACAGUGAAGUGAUUAUAUACCCUCAAGCAAUUUUCAAGGACCCAUUUAGGAGAGGCAAUAACAUAUUGGUCAUCUGUGACGCUUAUACUCCAGCAGGAGAACCUAUUCCAACUAACAAGAGAAGUGCUGCUGCGAAGAUUUUCAGCCAUCCUGAUGUAGUUGCUGAGGAACCCUGGUAUGGUAUUGAGCAGGAAUACACCUUGCUCCAGAAAGAAGUCAAGUGGCCCAUUGGGUGGCCUGUCGGUGGUUACCCUGGCCCUCAGGGACCAUACUACUGUGGUGUUGGUGCUGACAAAGCUUUCGGGCGUGACAUUGUUGAUGCUCACUACAAGGCCUGCUUGUAUGCAGGCAUCAACAUUAGUGGUAUAAACGGAGAAGUUAUGCCAGGGCAGUGGGAAUUCCAAGUAGGUCCUUCUGUCGGUAUAUCUGCUGGAGACGAGUUGUGGGCUGCUCGUUACAUUCUAGAGAGGGUAACAGAAAUUGCUGGAGUUGUCCUUUCCUUUGAUCCAAAGCCAAUUCAGGGUGAUUGGAAUGGUGCUGGUGCUCACACAAAUUACAGUACCAAGUCUAUGAGGAACGAUGGAGGUUAUGAGGUCAUCAAGAAGGCCAUUGAAAAGCUUGGAUUGAAGCACAAAGAGCACAUUUCUGCAUAUGGAGAAGGCAAUGAGCGUCGUCUUACUGGUCGACAUGAAACUGCUGACAUCAACACUUUCUUAUGGGGUGUUGCAAACCGAGGUGCAUCUAUUCGAGUUGGCCGUGACACCGAGAAGGCAGGCAAAGGCUAUUUUGAAGACAGGAGACCUGCUUCCAACAUGGACCCAUACGUAGUUACUUCCAUGAUCGCCGAAACCACCCUCCUUUGGAAGCCAUAAGUGACAAGCUGUGCCACGUUUGCUACCGUCAUUGUCUUUUGAUGGUUUGGGAAAGAAAGCAUUCGUUGCAUCCAUUUAGUUGAAAAUAUGCGUUGCUCGCAUUAGGCUAGCUCUUUUUUAAUUUUUCCUUUCCCCGUUGUCUUCAUUGGGUUAUUUCCCAGCUCUCUCGAGUAUCAAGUUGAGUGCUAUCGCCUGUGUUUCGAAUAAUGGUCAAAUAAGACAGCAUGAAAAUGGCUUGUUCAAGUAGUUGAUUCUCUAUUGUGUUACUAUUUGAAUGCUCGUGACUUGUCUCUUUUUCCAAAUGAAAUGUAUUCACGUUUUUAUCA